This is a messenger RNA of Prorocentrum cordatum, 702 nucleotides long. The record is from the annotation of a GenBank genome assembly. Lineage: Eukaryota; Dinophyceae; Prorocentrales; Prorocentraceae.
AUGGUUGUCGACGCCAAAGUAUUCGCCGUGUUCGUUGCCACGUCCCGCGUCUCAGACUCUGCCGAGGGGCAGCCGAGAGUGGUCAGCCAUUGGCGGUGCCACAUUGCCAAGCAACAGAUCUCGCCUCACAAAGCCAUGUUUCAUAUCAUGGACGGUUCAUGCGUGGCUUUUGAUGCAGGCUGCGUUGUUGCUCCUGGGCAUGAAAUCACGCUGCGCCCUCGCGCAGAGUUCCAGAACGAUGUCCAGGCCAUGAAUCGGGUGGAUCGCCCUUUCAAAUGGAUGGUGGCUUAUUUCGUCAUGACCUCCGACGCUUCCGAUGGCGACCUGCGCGGCGCCGAACCAGAUGGCGAAUCCGACCGCGAGCCCGACCUGGCGUCCGACCGCGACAGCGAGGCAUCGCCGCAGCAGGAGGAGUCCGACGACAGCCCGACCAGCGACGACGGCGACCCUGCUGACAUGGAGCACGGCAGAUGCCAGAUCACGCGCACUGCGCGCCCUGGGCGUAGAGCGGCCCAGGGCAGGCCAUUGGGUCUCAUUGCCGCUUGGCUCGCCCAGCGCAGGUGCCCAGCUUUCCCUGCGAAGGCGCUGCGCCUGCGCGCCUGCCAGCCCGCGUUUGCGGAGCGCGCGGCGGCGCGCCAGCCAUUAGAGCAGUUGCCUGACGCGGAGGCCCUGCUCAGAGAGGAGCGGCCGCUGCGCGACUGA